This is a messenger RNA of Sorghum bicolor (sorghum), 1905 nucleotides long. RefSeq lists its product as uncharacterized. The transcript has 2 exons. Bases 44 to 1336 code for a protein of 430 amino acids. The record is from RefSeq and is a predicted model, not a curated record. Lineage: Eukaryota; Viridiplantae; Streptophyta; Magnoliopsida; Poales; Poaceae. Gene Ontology annotation, molecular function: transposase activity; zinc ion binding; DNA binding. Gene Ontology annotation, biological process: DNA transposition.
UGCAGACCACGAUUGUCCUAGUACCAAGCUUAUAGAAGGAAAAAUGGCUUCUCAGGGCUGGUGUGCAGAUAGGCUUGGAGAUUGGGUUAAGAAGAACCCAACAAAGAGAGCAAAGGAUGCAAAAGACAAAUUGGAGAGUGACUUUGGUAUAAAACUGAAGUACUCAAAAGCUUGGUCUGGUUUAAAGGUAGCCUUGGAUCAAAUUCAUGGUAAGUAUGAGGAAAGCUUCCAACUUCUUUUUAAUUGGGCUGCUCAACUUGAACAAAGUUCACCUGGAAGUAUUGUAAAAAUAGAGUUAGACAAGAUUGGUAAAAAGAAUAGGUUCAAGAGGGUUUUUGUUGCUUUGAAGCCAUGCAUUGAUGGAUUCCUAGCUGGUUGUAGACCCUUCAUAGGAGUAGAUGCAUCUUUUUUGCAUGGAAAGUACACUGGACAGUUGGCUUCAGCAACUGGUGUUGAUGGGCAUAACUGGUUGUUCCAUAUAGCAUAUGCUGUAUUUGACUCAGAGACUGAGGAUAACUGGAAGUGGUUCCUUGAGAAUUUGCACGAAGUCAUAGGAGACCCACCAGGACUAGUCUUAUGUUCAGAUGCCUGUAAAGGAUUAGAGAAAGCAGUAGGGGCUGUUUUUCCACAAGCUGAAAAUAGGGAGUGCAUGAGGCACAUGUACAGCAACUUCAUGAAACACUACUCAGGGGAUGUUUUCACUGACCACCUGUAUCCUGCAGCCAAAAGCUACACUGAGUAUAUGUUUAGGUGGCAUAUGAAGAGAAUUUUUGAGUUUGCUCCACAGGCAAUUGACUACCUUGAAGAGCAUCAUAGUAGGAUAUGGUACAGAAGUGGCUUCUCUGAGGAAAGCAAAUGUGACUAUUUAACUAAUAAUGUGUCUGAGAGUUUCAAUUCUCAGAUCAAGCACUUGAAAGGCCUUCAUAUCCAUGAGCUAGUUGAUAGGAUAAGGGAGCUCAUAAUGGAGAAAAGGUACAUCAGAAAGAAGAUUGCACAACAAUGGGGAGAUGGAAUCUUACCAAGUGUUUUGAAGGAACUGAAUCUUAUAAGCAAAAAUCUGAACGUGAUCAAGGUGUCAGUCAGUGAUGAGGACUUUGCAGAAGUAACCUUGCUUGAUGAAUGGAACAAGCAGAAAAGGAACACAGUGGAUCUGAAAAACCAUAAGUGCUCAUGCAGGGAGUGGCAGAUAACUGGGAAGCCAUGCAAGCAUGCCUUGGCAUGGAUACUUUCUAACAGAGGUAUGCAGAUAGCUGACUUUGUGCAUGAGUAUUACUCAGUUGCACGGUUUAGAGCUGCAUAUGAAGGCAGAGUUGAACCAAUGACAGAUAGGUCCUAGUGGCCAGAGGUUAAUCUUGGGUUCAAGGUUUACCCACCUUUGCUGGGAAGACCACCAGGUCGGCCAAAGGUGCAAAGGCAAAGGGGUUGUCUAGAAAAAAAUGCUAAUAAAAAGAAAAUGAGAUGCAAACGGUGUGGAGGUUUUGGACACUUUGAAAAGACAUGUAAGCUUGAGAUGGUUGGAGAGGAUGGUGAAACUGCUACAACAAAUAAAAGGAAGAGGAUAGAUGAUGAUGCUGGACCAUCCAAGGGGAACAAAAAGAAGGCAGCAAAGAAGAAGAAAACUCCCAAGAAGAAAAAAACACCCUUGAAGAAGAAGCAGAAGAAGGAUGCAACUGCUCCUCCACCUAAGGUUGUCAGAAGCCUCAAGGAGCUAUUUGUUGAAGAUGGACAGUGAACCAGAUGGUGAAUGUGGAGCUAUUUUGUGAAAUGCUUUUGUUAAUGUUUAGUUGGUUGUAAUGCUUGAAAACUAGAACAAGCUGAAUUGAUGAAUUUCUGGAUGCCUGUAAUACAUAGUUUAGAUGUAGGAUGUCUUUCAUGGCCUUUGAACUGGAUGCCGAGUUACAUGCC